Melospiza melodia melodia is the source of this 4809-nucleotide messenger RNA. RefSeq names its product neuropeptide Y receptor Y5 (gene NPY5R). NCBI's taxonomy places the organism in Eukaryota, Metazoa, Chordata, Aves, Passeriformes, Passerellidae. Bases 2861 to 4192 code for a protein of 443 amino acids. Gene Ontology annotation, cellular component: plasma membrane; neuron projection. Gene Ontology annotation, biological process: G protein-coupled receptor signaling pathway; chemical synaptic transmission. The record is from RefSeq and is a predicted model, not a curated record. The transcript has 3 exons. Gene Ontology annotation, molecular function: neuropeptide binding; pancreatic polypeptide receptor activity; peptide YY receptor activity.
UGCCACCAGCCCUGGGGGCUGCGCGCCUCCCUCCGCUUCCUCGGAGCCGCGCUCCACCCGCCCGGGCCGGAGCCCUGAGUGCGGAUCAGAGCCGUGAGCGCAAACCGGAGCCGUGAGCGCGGAUCAGAGCCGUGAGCGCAAACCGGAGCCGUGAGCGCGGAUCGGAGCCGUGAGCACAAACCGGAGCCCUGAGCGCGGACCGGAGCCGCCGCCUCGCCCUGCCCGCGCCGCCCCCGCUGCCCCUCCUCGCCGCGGGGCGCCCGCAGCGGGACACGCGCGCAGUAAAUAUUCGAAUCUACCUUGGAUCCUGCCACAAAACUGCAGUUUCUAUUGCCUUGAGCAGCCUAGCCUCCAGCCUCAAGCAUUCCAGUGAAACUACGGGAGACCUGGGCAAGGCCACACAGAGCUCCCACAGGUGUAGCUGAGCGCAGUCAGGAAUGUGCCAUGUCCAGACCAGCAUUACAGAACGGGGACCUCGUUUGCUUGACUGGUAGAUGCAGGAGGUGAAAGUGAUCCAACGUUUGGAGCUGACAGCUAGAAAACCUCCAGCAGACAUUUUUGGUGCCCUAGGUGUCCAGCCAGGGUUUGAAGAGAUCAUGUUGUGACUUCUUCCAGUGCUCCUUCCUCAUGGAAACGAGGACACGUGGUAGGGAAGAGUUUGUCUGUCACCUGAGUUAGAGGGCAGCCGUAGCACAGAAGGAACAGAGCUGGUAAGCCCAUGCUGGACUUCAGAGGCACUCCUGCUAAACUUCCUCAGUACUGAUGUAUCCCAACAAAAUAUGUCUGCUUCAGAAAACCAGCAUGUUUUCUUUUUUUUAAAGACAUUAUUUGAAUUAAAAAAAACAAUGAACCCUUCUGCUAAAUCCACACUGCAAGAGCUUUAUGGGGAGGUGUAAAAAUCCACAGAAACUGGCAACAAUCUUUCACUUAAACCUUCAAGAAGAAUUUAGUAAACAUUAAUUUAUUAAACAUGUUACAACAUAACACUACAUAAAAUUUUGUUCCUUGGUCUUAUUCAUAGCAUUAUUUUACCUUAUCCAGGGCAGAAAAAGUUAUGUAGUAGAAAUUUCAGCAGAUUUGGAAAGUCUCUGUGGUGCACAUACCAAUUUCAGUUAGUUACUAGCAACUCAGAAAUUAGCUCAGAAAAAUUAAAUAAAAAACUAUUUACUUCAUGAGCUCAGAGUUGUAUAAAGAGAAAUCAAAAUGAAAACUUCUGAUUGUAUCAAUGUAGAGACAGAGAGAUUAGAUCACUUACCAAAUCUCUAGUCUGCUCCUUUCAAGUUGGUCUAGAGGCAAAGGUAGACUCAGAUAUCAUUACUUGUCUGUUAUAUGGUUUUCCACCAUUUCAUUAAAGACUAGAAGAAACUGAACAGAAAUAAUAUGCAUUAAUGCCUCUCUGCUCAUAUACACACAAUUGUAAUAUUUCGGUUAUCUAAUUUCAUGUAUUCAGUUCAUAAUUCAGUUUUAGCUGUUAAAAAGCACUUUAAUGUUGAGGCAAAUUGGGAAGGCUGACUUUUUUUCACCUCUUUCCAACAUUUUACCUGCAAGAUCUUUUCAUAUAUAUAUUUCUACUCUUACUUGGAGGAUCUUCACAUCACAAUACAGUGAGUGAACAUUCUCAGGUUGUUUUAUGGUUUGAGCUUCCCUUUGGCUCAAAUCAUAGGAACACACAUGAUGUGAAGGAAGGAGCAUAUCUGCAUGUGUGGAGGGAGCCAAAUAAUAUUAUUGCACUUUGAAAAUGUCAGCAUGGUACAGCUCGCUGAGGAUUGCUACAGUCUCAAAGAGCCCUGCCUUUUUAGGUGACAGAUAUAGCUUUCUGCUGUGUUGACAUAAGCUUUGGGUUUGUAGAUCUUUUUUGUUUUCUCUUAUGCAAGAUUUCUAAACAUUAAGCAGUUUUGUACAGGACGUUGGCACUCUGGGGAAUUUUGACUUUGAAAUUCUAGUACAUGCAAGUGUUUAAGAUAAAUGGAGGUUUGAACUGAAGUCUCAUGUCUUUCUGUUUGUUCUGAAAUGAAGACUAAUAUAUGAAGAUUCAGUAGGCAGAAUAACUUUGUGCUGAGCUAGGUUUAACACUAGAUGAUUCUGUGCUGAAUAAGUAGCAGUUCACUGAAUUUUCAAAUGGCUGUGUGGAGUUUGUCUCCAGUUAACACUGUCCUCUCUAUAUUACAUCCAAUUACUUUAGCUGUUUUUUAGUUUUCCUUUCUGCUUGAGCACAGUUAAACUAUAUUCAGCACUCAGUGGAAGAUGUUUUCUAUACACACAUCAGGAAUUCCAUCUUGGAUUACUGACAAUGGAUUUCCUGAUCCUUUUUGAAAGCUCUCACCUGUUUUUUGUUAGUUGUCUACUGGCAAGGUAAGAAACAUUACUGCAGUUGUUAGCAUAUGCAUUUUCAGGUGCCUUCUUUAUAAUUUGCAAUGAUAUAAUGAUUAGCCAUCUGCCCAGAUGGUGACUGUCAUUUCCUUACUCAUAUCAAUGGGCUGUUAUUCACGUGAGUAAUCUCACCAACUCGAGGUGUAUUGCUUUUGUAGCUAACUGUUCCCUCAUGGAAAGCCUGACAAUAUGUUCUGCAGCAGAACACAGUUAAAAGGCAGCAUCAUAAUGGAGACCUGUAAAUUGCCAUUCUCCCACGUGAGCAUCUAGGUAGGAGUCCUAGGAGGGCUGAACACCAAAUGAUAAAAUCUACUUAGCUAAUUCAUAUUGACCUGAAGUUAUCUGCCUCACAGUAGAGUAACAUCAAUAGUAAUUUAUUUGCAUUGAGGUAAAAGGUAAAUUUAUGUAUUUUUACAUUCUGAUUAACAUCAAUAUCAUAAUUUCUUCAGAUGCUAAUUAAUGACUUUCUCGUUCUAAGCAGGACUGUAAAAUGGAUUUAGAAUUCAAAGACCGUACCAACAGCACACAUACCAAGAACACCUCUGCUGCAACAAAGAAUUUUUCUGCCUGGGAAGACUAUAAGAGUAGUGUUGAUGACAUGCAGUACUUUCUCAUUGGGCUGUACACACUUAUAAGUCUGGCUGGCUUUGUGGGAAAUCUACUUAUACUAAUGGCCCUACUAAAGUGCAAGCAGAAGACAGUAAUAAACAUUCUCAUUGGAAACUUGGCCUUUUCUGACAUCUUGGUUGUGCUGUUUUGUUCACCUUUCACGCUGACAUCCGUCCUGCUUGACCAAUGGAUGUUUGGCACUGUCAUGUGCCAUGUAAUGCCCUUCCUCCAGUGUGCCUCAGUCCUAGUUUCAACUUUGAUGCUAAUAUCUAUUGCUGCAGUCAGGUACCGUAUGAUAAAGUAUCCCCUCUCCAGCAAUCUCACAGCAAAGCAAGGCUAUUUCUUAAUAGUGAUCGUUUGGGCCUUUGGCUUCACAAUUUGCUCCCCUCUGCCAGUUUUCCAUAAAACCGUGGACCUCAGCAAAACUCUGAAUUUGGAGGGACUGGAGAACAGGCUGCUGUGCAUCGAGUCCUGGCCCUCUGAUUCCUACAGGAUCGCCUUCACGAUAGCCUUGCUGUUCAUGCAGUACAUCCUGCCGCUGGCGUGCCUCACCGCCAGCCACACCAGCGUCUGCAGGAGCAUAGGUGCUAGGCUGUCAAACAAGGAAAACAAGUUGGAAGAAAAGGAGAUGAUAAACCUAACUCUUCAUCCCUCUAAGAGUGCUGGCACACAGGUUCAACCCUCCAGAUAUUCCAGGUGGAGCUGUGCCUUUGGCAGAAGGCACCACAGAAGAUACAGUAGAAAGACUUCAAGUGUGAUGCCAGCUAUUUCAAGGCAUCAUCAGGAUACUCAUUCCAGAGAUCACCCAGAAACCUCUGACACAGAAAAAAGCCAGCUCUUUUCCUCCAGUAAAUUCAUCCCUGGGAUCCCUAUCUGUUUUGAAAUGAAACCAGAAGAAAACACAGAGAUCCAGAACAUGAUUACAGUAUCCCAGUCCAUCAUAAGAAUUAAGACAAGAUCGAGGAGGGUUUUUUGCAGACUGACAGUGCUAAUACUAGUUUUUGGCUUCAGUUGGAUGCCUCUUCACCUUUUCCACAUUGUCACAGAUUUUAAUGCCACUCUCAUUUCCAACAGGCACUUUAAAUUAGUAUAUUGCAUAUGCCAUUUGUUGGGUAUGAUGUCCUGCUGCUUGAAUCCCAUCCUCUAUGGGUUUCUUAACAACAGCAUAAAAGCUGAUUUAAUGUCCCUUAUUCCGUGCUGCCAAAUACCAUGAUUUUAUGUGCCCCAAGAUAAAGUAAAACAAACAAGUAUGGCUUUCAAGCCUAGUGGUGUGUAUAGCUGUAAAAGCUCAAUUAGUUUAGUUUAGUUAGUGUGAGUUGGUUGUGAUUGGUAGCAUUUUUUUGUGGAUGGACAGUUCUAUGGCUGCAUGUAUUUCUUGCAUUGGGCAGAAAUAUAUGCAUAUGUUAUAAUAUUCUUUUAUCUGUUACAUGUAGGAAAUCAUGCUCAGUGUACAAAACCACAACACCAUUUUCAUUACCCAAAUUGUUGGCAACCUGUACUUUGGAAUUAUACAGAAUAUAUAAUGAGUAAUAAAUGUGAGACAGACUGCUUAGACAUGUCAGUAUUAACUGUCAUAAAACUACAAUAAAAUACAUAUAAUUUACUAAAUAAUUAUUGUUGAGAUUAUUUCAGUGCCAGCUUUGACUGUUUUCUAAUAUAAUUAAAUCUCUCUGGAUGUUAUUAGGAAAAUAUUUUUCCUUAGUUCUUUGACUCAUAGUUUGCAAUAUCUUUGCAAGAUACUUUGCUGCUUAUUCCUUGGUUGCCUUAUUCCCUGAAAUGGGUUUGAGGGUCAUUGUUCUUGCCUUGAUUGUUUCCAUCCCACUGUACUUA